AUGAAGUUGUCGGCACUUACCCCGCUGCUGCUCAGUGGCCUUGGAACAUGCCAAACAUGGCGCCACACGAACGCGACUACUUUGGAAGCUUUUCCGUCCUUAUUGGAGACUGAUUUGCAAGACCUUUCUGCUGGGUUAGAAGCAGGUUUGUUCACGAGUGUGGACCUAGUCCGAGCAUAUACCGCGCGUGCGCUGGAAGUCAACGGCACCCUAAAUGUGGUGACUGAAUUGAACCCGGAGGCGGAGGCCAUUGCGGCUACAUUGGAUGCUCAGCGAAAGAAUGGAACCGUUCUUGGGCCACUUCACGGCAUUCCGAUCCUGAUCAAGAACAACAUAGCGACAGCCGACCAAAUGAAUAACACUGCCGGCUCGUGGUCAUUAUUGGGUGCGAAGGUACCACGAGAUUCAACAAUGGCGGCUAAGCUUCGCGAAGCAGGUGUUGUCAUUCUUGGAAAGACCAAUCUGUCUCAAUGGGCGAACUACAGGUCCGACAACACCAGCAAUGGCUGGAGUGCUUAUGGUGGGCAGACUUAUGGCGCUUACUUUCCAGAACAAGACCCUAGCGGAAGCUCGAGUGGCAGUGGCGUGGCGAGCUCGAUUGGUCUGGCGCUGGCGACACUGGGCACCGAAACAAGUGGUAGCAUCCUCAGUCCUAGCGAUGUGAAUGGCCUUGUGGGUAUCAAGCCGACCGUGGGACUUACCAGCAGAUAUCUUGUCAUUCCGAUAAGUGAACAUCAAGAUACAGUAGGACCAAUGGCCAGAAGCGUCAAGGAUGCUGCACAUGUCUUGCAGGCGAUCGCAGGACCAGACCCCAACGACAACUAUACGUCCGCAUAUCCCUUUCAAAGUGCUCCAGACUAUGUUGCCGCAUGCACUAAACAGUCUCUGGCGGGAGCAAGAAUCGGAGUUGCCUGGAACGUUCUGGACAUUCUGGGUAGUCUUACUGACCAGCCGGUCCUCGAUGCAUUCCAACAGGCAGUCAAAGAUAUCGAAGCUGCUGGCGCCACGAUCGUCAGCGCGAACUUCACCGGUCUUGCUGCCUGGCUCAACGAUACUACUGGCGAUACAGUGCUCAGCGCUGACUUCGAGGUCGGGCUGGCGCGAUACCUGUCUCAGCUCACUUACAACCCGCAGGAAAUAUAUAGUCUCGCAGAUCUACGCAGCUGGACACAAGAAAAUGAGUAUCUGGAGGACUGGCCUGAACGUGAUACCGCAGUGUGGGACGACUUCAUUGCCAACCAAACCUGGAACAACACCGAUCCACGGUUCUGGCCGGCCUAUCAAAGCAAUCUCUACUAUGGUGGCGAGGGUGGCAUCCUAGGUGCUUUGCGGCGAACCAAUACCAGCGCGGUACUUCUGCCUACGCAGCUCAGCCCAGCAAUUCCUGCGCUUGUGGGCAGUCCUGUUGUCACAGUACCUAUGGGCUUCUAUCCCUAUGACUGGAAUGUGACGAUGAACGGCUUUGGCAACCUUGUGGCGUCUGGGCCACAUAUUCCGUUUGGGCUGAGCUUCAUGGGCGAUCUGUGGAGCGAGGAGAAGUUGAUCGGGUAUGCGUAUGCGUACGAGCAGAGAACACAGCAUAGAAAGAGGGUCCUGCCUUAUGUAAGGCCGAACGUGGAGAUCAGAGACGUGGUGCUUCGCAUUGAAGUUGGCAAAGCCAAUUCUGAGCAUCGUGACCUGAGAUAGUGCUUCGAGGCACAUGUAUACCUCUGAUCAUUGCGUUUGCUCCGAUCCGAGAGCCC
Messenger RNA from Cercospora beticola, 1742 nucleotides. RefSeq lists its product as uncharacterized. NCBI's taxonomy places the organism in Eukaryota, Fungi, Ascomycota, Dothideomycetes, Mycosphaerellales, Mycosphaerellaceae. The record is from RefSeq and is a predicted model, not a curated record.